UGGUCGUCUGUAUGGGCCGGAGUGCUUUUGGGGCCGGUCCGCCUUUGUCAAUCAAAAGUCAUCAUCUAUCAGGACUAUAAAUGAUUCACUGUUAGGAAAGCCGUAAAAUUUGAGAAUUGUUCUCCAAGGACACCGAUUUUGGGAUUGAACAAACAUAUGGAUUAACCUCUGAUAUUCUUCUUAGCUGCAAGCUCCAGUGAGAUUCAGAAAAUCAUCUCCAAACACAAGAAACUGGCAAAGUGAUUUGAACAGCAUAGGCUGCUAGAUCGUCCAACAAAAAAACCAACCAAAAAAAGAGAGGAAAGACAAGGUUUGAAAAUGGCUCAUGAGUCACUCUCAGAAACUCCAGAUAUCUCGCCGCCCUCAUCUACAUCACAGUUGCAGUCAGAUCCAUCUCUUUCAAGAAACGGAUCUUUUAGCCGGCUUAACGCUCAGGCACCAGAAUUUGUGCCAACUCGAGCCACCCCACGGACCGAUUUGCAGCAACCCAGGCUUGUUGUACCACCUCCUCCUCCAGCUUCUAGUAUGGUACACGUUUAUUCACCGCCCCAUUUACCGAUUCAAGGUCAUGUCGUCCCGGUACAGAAUCACCAUCAUAAUCUUGGCCAUCAGCAUCACGUUCCAGUUCACUACCGGCCUCAUCAUCACCCACAUCAGUAUUAUGUUAGUUCUGAUUCUACCGUGCAGCAGUCUCAAGUUGACCAGGAUCGUCUUCCUUCUUCCAAAAGCAAGCUGUCUGAUGAAGCCAGUCAGAAAAUAUUGAAUCAGGUGGAGUAUUAUUUCAGUGAUUUAAACUUAGCUACUACCGAUCAUUUGAUGAGGUUCAUCAGCAAAGAUCCAGAAGGUUUUGUGCCUAUAUCUGUUGUCGCAUCUUUCAAAAAGAUUAAGGCCCUCAUAACCAGUCACUCCCUACUUGCCACUGUUUUGAGGAACUCAUCAAAGCUCGUGGUUAGUGAAGAUGGAAAGAAAAUCAGACGCCAGUAUCCCCUGACCGAGUCUGAUAUAGAAGAGCUACAAUCUCGCAUUGUUGUAGCUGAAAACCUACCUGAGGAUCAUUGUCAUCAGAAUCUUAUGAAGGUUUUCUCAGUAGUUGGGAGUGUGAAGACUAUCCGUACCUGUCCACCCCAAACCUCCAAUAGUGGGGCUUCUUCUGCUUUGAGAUUGGGAAAAGUUGAUGGUUUGCCCUUAUCUAACAAGUUGCAUGCAUUUGUUGAAUAUGAAUCUAUUGAGCUGGCUGAGAGAGCAGUUGCUGAGCUGAAUGAUGAGGGAAACUGGAGGAGUGGCCUUCGGGUUCGCCUAAUGCUUAGACGCAUGGAAAAAAGUCCGAUUUCAUCUAAUGUUAUCCGAGACAACUAUAUCUAUCUGUCUAAACCAUCCCAAGGACGAGGAAAGAAGGGACUUGAUGUUGAAGUUGGCUGUGAUGAGGAUUAUACUUCUGUGCCUGAGCCACAUGCAAGUGAGAAACAAUUAGAAGAUGCUUCCUUCCCCGAUACUCAGUUGCAUGAACAUGCUGGAGAAGAGCAUGGUUAUGAAAAAGAGACUGGGCAAAGGAAAGGUCGAAGCCGGGGCCGGGGUAAGGGACGAGGCCGAGUGCAUUGUCAUCAGAAUAGUCGUGUGGGAACACCCCCUUCAAAUAAUACAAUUUUCACGGAUCAAGUAAUUGCCAAGCAACCACCAGGGCCCCGAAUGCCGGAUGGUACAAGAGGAUUUUCAAUGGGUAGGGGGAAGCCGGUAGCUGUCAAUAUAGCCUAAUUUGUUCGAUCAAUGCUGAUGCAAGUUUGUCGUUGUACUUGUAGCAAGUAUAUGUUGAUGCUGUAACAGUGUGAUUGUGACAGUACUAGUUUGGCUGGGGCAAUCUGAAACAAUCUUCUUAACGUGUUGUUUGUCUGUUAGAGACGAUGUGAACCGCCUAGAAAGUACAAAAGAAAUUUAAGGAUAGACUAAGGAGGGAGUCAGCUGUUAGGUGAAAAAAUGUGUGAAAAUGCAAACAUGAAAUAUAAAGCUCGUUUGAUUGUGUGGAAAUAAAAUAUCUUUUAAGGCAUAUGAUAAUGAUGACAGUUUUGUAAAA
Vigna radiata var. radiata (mung bean) is the source of this 2068-nucleotide messenger RNA. RefSeq names its product la-related protein 6B. Gene Ontology annotation, cellular component: nucleus. Gene Ontology annotation, biological process: RNA processing. The transcript has 11 exons. The coding region runs from base 319 to 1752 and encodes 477 amino acids. NCBI's taxonomy places the organism in Eukaryota, Viridiplantae, Streptophyta, Magnoliopsida, Fabales, Fabaceae. The record is from RefSeq and is a predicted model, not a curated record. Gene Ontology annotation, molecular function: mRNA binding.